Melitaea cinxia (Glanville fritillary) is the source of this 904-nucleotide messenger RNA. Its product is annotated as cuticle protein-like. Gene Ontology annotation, cellular component: extracellular matrix. The coding region runs from base 76 to 792 and encodes 238 amino acids. The record is from RefSeq and is a predicted model, not a curated record. The transcript has 2 exons. NCBI's taxonomy places the organism in Eukaryota, Metazoa, Arthropoda, Insecta, Lepidoptera, Nymphalidae.
AUGUGCGAUCCAUAUAAAAGCUCCUAGUCGGGUAGCUCAGUACGCAUUCAACGAGAUUUCCUUGUCUAAGCAGCAAUGGCAGCUAAGUUGGUUGUAGUUCUCGCCCUGGUAGCUUUGGCCCACUGCUCAGUGGUACCAGUAGCGAAAGUAGACACCGACUACACAAGCUUCGCCUACGAUGUUGCUGACCCCUACACUGGCGAUUACAAGAGCCAAGUUGAGACCCGCGUCGGUGGUGUCGUGAAGGGACAGUACUCUCUCCUAGACUCUGACGGUACCAAGCGUACUGUGGACUAUGCCGCUGAUGAUGUAAACGGAUUCAACGCUGUCGUGCGCAAGGACCCCGCUGUUGUUGCCACACCCGUUGUUGCCGCUGCUCCCGCUGUCUCCACACAGGUGGUUGCAGCCGCUCCCGUCGUAUCUGCAGUUGCCCCAACUGUCGUCGAUGCCCGCACUGUUGCCGCACCGGCUGUUGUCGCCACCCAUAGUUACUCUGUUCCCACUGUCUACGCGGCUUCCGCUCCAACUGUUGUUGCUUCCCACACCUACACUCCCACAGUCUACGCUGCCACAUCCCCAGCUGUAGUAGCUGCCCGUUCAUACGCCACCCCAGCAGUCUACGCUGCCUCAGCCCCUCUUGUAUCCACCCACGCCCUCUCAGCCCCAACAGUCUACACUGCCUCUGCCCCCGGUUUAAUCAGCGCUCGUGCUUUCGCCUCUCCCUACUACGGUUAUGCUGCUCCUUACUACGGUUACGGCGUGCACUCUGCCCCUCUCAAAUACUGGAAGUAAAUUCAUAAACCUUUUUAAGGUGUUCUAGAUUAAGUAUUAAACGAAAAUGACUUGUAAAUAAUAUUAUGUACAUAUGCGUAUGUAUUAAAUUAAACGACCUUUUUAAAUACUC